CGCGAAGAGCGGAGUUGACACCUGUUCUCAAUAUUUACCUGGCUGUGUCACACACCAAACAGUGAUUUCGGUGGAUCAGCUCAGACGGAAGAAUUUUUCGGAGGGUGCAGUAGUUGACUUAAACAUUGUAUUUAUUCUUUCAAGUGACAACGAUGAACUUUUUUAAUGACCUGCAAAAUUCAAACUUGGUUGCCAGUUUUCAAAAAUGUUGUGGCUUGUUCCCAGAAAAUGUGGCAGGUAACGAGUACCUGUGCAACGACAAGGGAAGCGGGACAGAGUCAAAUGGAAGAGUACAAGAACAGAAUAAAAAUGACGUUAAGACGCUGAAAGAGAGUACCGACGGGGAUUUGCGUCACAGAUCUGAAUCCUCUCAGAAUGAAAACAGCCAUGGAAACUACAGGAAUGGAAUAAAUGGGAUUGUUGAUAAGAAAUCCUCUCCAAAGUACGUUGUGAAGAAUCGCUUCCUCUAUUGCCUGUUUCGAUUCGCUGCUGCUCUUGGCCAGGAGGUCUUCUACAUCACUUUCCUUCCCUGUACCUACUGGAACUUUGACCCCUAUGUUUGCAGAAGGCUGGUGGGCAUGUGGGCGAUUGUGAUGUAUAUUGGCCAGGUCUCAAAGGAUCUCCUAAAAUGGCCGCGCCCCUUUUCCCCUCCAGUUGUGAAGCUUGAGACCAGGGUAGAUGCUGAAUACGGAAUGCCAUCAACGCACGCCAUGGCAGCCACCAGCAUCUCCUUCACUUUCCUGCUCUGUACGAUGCACAGGUACAAGUAUCCAUUUGAGUUGGGCUUGGUGGCUGCAGUAGUCCUGUCUGCUCUGGUGUCCCUCAGCAGACUCUACACUGGAAUGCACACUGUGCUGGAUGUGAUCUGUGGUGUCCUUAUUACUGCUCUGGUGAUGGCACCUACCUACCCUUUCUGGGACGUCUUUGACCAGCUGCAGCUCACCAGUCCUUACACCCCUGUUUUUGCCGUGGUAGUGCCCUUUCUCAUGAGCUACUACUACCCAAGGUUGGACCAUUACAGCCCGACCAGGGGUGACACGACAACUAUCCUUGGAGUUUGGGCAGGAUGUACCUUUGGAUUUUGGAUCAACUUCCAGCUUGGGGAAACCUACGUGCCUACGGGAGCCAUGCCCUUUCACCUCCCACCUGUUACACUGGCAGCUCUUCUGCUUGCCUGUGCUCGCUUCCUGGUUGGGAUUGUCGUGUUGGUGGUUACCAGGCAUGUGGUAAAGAGCCUAAGCCUCCAGGCACUCGGUGUCUGGUUUGAGGUUUCAACCAAGAACACGGAGGUCAGGCACAGACUGGAAAUCGAAGUGCCGUACAAGUUUGUGACCUACUCUUCCAUAGGCAUCGUUGCUACAGUCCCAGUGCCAAUGAUCUACAGCUUUCUGGGAUUAUUGUAAUGGAGAUUAUCUUUGGUGUUCCUUCAAAACCUUCUCGGUCUUUGUGGUAAUUUUUUUUGUUUUUUUUUGUUUAAGGAGACAAAGUAUUUUUCAAAUGUUAUUAUUUAUAGGGCUCAAUUUAGUUUGCCAUCCCUUUUAUCAGAAAGGAAUAAAACUUGUGCAACUAAUGACAAUCUAGUGACAGUCACAGGAAUACCUGCAAUGCAUGAAAACAUUUUUAAAUUUGUUAAAAGCUCUUGUUGGUUAAUGACUUACAAGGUUACAUUUAGCAAUGAAAGCUAUUUAGUGUUACAACAUUCUCACUUUUUUUGGUGUAAAGGUAAUGGCAAAAAACUACAAACACUAGUGUUGGUGUAUAUAAUAAAUAAAGAGGCUUUAUUAUAUCUGAAGUUACUUUUAAAAUGAAAACCGCUUUUACUGACCUUGUGUCUUUGUUGGGUUUUCAUAAUGCUUAUCAUGAAAUGAUCUAAUAAAUAGGAAUCUGGGCAGACUGUGUUAGGACCUUAGCCAACAGUCAUUUAUCUUGCAUAGCAGCUGUCUAUAUGUACAUGCCUCUAUAUGAUUGGAUAAAACAUCCACAAUGGUUACAUCCUGUGUAACUAUAUAUGUUAAUGCUUUUAUGAUCCAAACUUCUUUUUAAAACAUGUAAGAUACAACCCAGGUAUACAACAGGAGGCUGUGUGGUCAUUGUCUAUUUAAACCAACCAAUCUGUCCAUUAGCGUUCUUUUUCCAUACAGUGAUAAGACUGGCACAGUAGCAGCAAAUGCGAUGACGCAAAU
Molecule: messenger RNA, 2183 nt
Organism: Acipenser ruthenus (sterlet)
Lineage: Eukaryota; Metazoa; Chordata; Actinopteri; Acipenseriformes; Acipenseridae
Gene: sgpp2
Product: sphingosine-1-phosphate phosphatase 2
Exons: 5
Coding region: 153-1403 (416 amino acids)
Biological process (GO): sphingosine metabolic process; phospholipid dephosphorylation
Cellular component (GO): endoplasmic reticulum membrane
Molecular function (GO): sphingosine-1-phosphate phosphatase activity
Source: RefSeq, a predicted model, not a curated record